AUGAAUAAGAAUGACUCCAAAUCAAUCUUGCAAGGUUGUCUAAGUAACAUCAACCAUCAAUCACACUUAAUGAAGCAAUGUCUCAACGAUAGUAACCUUCUACAGGCAUUGAAACACUGUUCCAACUUCUUGAAUGAGUUGAGAAUUAACCAGUUGUCCCCCAAACAGUAUUAUGAACUAUACAUUGCCGUAUUUGAUUCCUUGGACUACUUGUGUAACCACUUGUUGGCUUCCUACAAGGCGAAGCAUAAGAAGAACACUGAAACCCCGUUCUUGACGGAUUUGUACGAAUUGGUCCAAUAUAGUGGGAAUAUUGUUCCUCGUUUGUACAUGUUGAUUGCAGUGGGAACAACUUUUAUUUCCACCAAUAAUGCUCCCACAGAGGCUAUCAUGAAGGACAUGAUCGAAAUGUGUCGUGGGGUGCAAAAUCCAAUCAGAGGGUUGUUUUUAAGGUAUUACUUGAGUCAAAGAAUCAAAGAUCUUUUACCCAUUGGAACCAAGCAUGAAUUCGAUGAAACGGUAACGUUUUUGAUCAACAACUUCAUUGAAAUGAACAAGUUGUGGGUGAGAUUACAGCACCAAGGCCACUCUUCUGAGAGGGAAUUGAGAUAUCAAGAACGAAAAGAAUUGAAGAUCUUAGUCGGAUCCAAUUUGGUUAGAUUGUCUCAAAUAAUUGAUGAUUUCACUGAUGAUGAGUACUCCCCGGAGUCGUAUUACAAAGACCACGUCUUCCCUAUAAUAAUAGAGCAGGUUAUUCAGUGUAAAGACCAUUUAGCCCAGACAUAUUUAAUUGAUGUGAUAAUCCAAAUUUUCCCUGACAACUUCCACUUUAUUACCUUGAAUAUGCUCCUUAAUAACUUAUUCCUUAACUUGAAUCCCACUUUGAACAAGUCUGAAUUAAUCAGCACUUUGAUUGAGAGAUUCAUAAACUAUCACCAACAACAACAAGAUGAAGAAAAUGGCGAAGAAAAUGAAAAGGAAGAGGAAAUGUUCACGAGCUUGAGAUUGUUUGACGAAUUUUGGGGCUUCUACGAAAAGCUUACCACUAUGAAUGUUCCUUUAGAAGAGCACUCGUCGAUUUUGCAGAGUUUCAUUCGGCUAUCGUUGGUAUUUGAAAGAGACAAUUAUGAAAAUUUGAAUAAGAUUUAUAAGUUUGUUACUGAGAACUUCAGCUCCGAAGAAAUCGAUGAAAAGAUCUGGUUGAAUUUGCUUAUUACUCCGAUUCAGAACUUCGAUUCCAUUUCCAGUUUAUUGAAGUUGUCUUUUUUCAAUGAGUUCUAUAACAGGAUCUCAAAUCAGUUGUACCAAAAGCAAAUCUCUCUUGAAAUCUUGAAUAAAUUACUUGACCAGGAUGAGAUUGUGUGUGAUGUGAAAGAAAUCGAUAUUAUCUUUAAGUUUCUAUUAAUUUUGAUAAAGGAGUCCAAUGAGCUUAAUGUUCUGAAACAAAUGGGAAUCGUGAAGACGGUAAAAAUUGAAAAUGGAGAAAAAUUGGUCACUAAUGAGUUCUUAAUUAACCAAUCGAAUAUUUGCAAGGUCUUAGGUAAGAUAAACAAGAACUCCAUAGACUUGUUUGAAAAAAUCAGCAACAUAACAUACGUUAGAAAGAAGUUCUUGAAUAAGAACCUUGCAAGUAUUGUCUACACUUAUCCAACAGUGAUACAAUUAAUACUCGAUAUAUUAAAGACCAUUGGACUAAUCAAUUUGACAAAAAGCGGUAAGUUUACCAAUAAGUUGAUCAACCAAUUUAAGAACUUGUCUAUUAUCAUCGAUGAACUAUACGAACAUCACCAAGUGUUCAAUUCUCAAUUGGUGCUAAACUUAUAUUUAAACUGUACCAUGGUCGCUGACCAACUUAAUUUGCCCACCAUCACAUUCGAAUUCUUCAACAAGUGUUUCAUCGUUUAUGAGGAAACUUUAAUGGUAGGUCAAGGGCAGGGUUCUGUGCAUGGCCGUGGUAUUAACCCCCAAGAUUCUAUGAACCACAACUCUAUCCAGUAUCAAUCCAUUUUGUUAAUCUUGAAUAAGUUGAACUUCACCAGAAACUUGCCUCGUGAGGAUUAUCAAUCGUUGAUCACCAAAUUGACAUUAUAUGGUUCCAAACUCCUCAAAAAGCAAGAUCAAUGCCGAUCCAUUUACAAUUGCGGGCAUCUAUUCUGGUGGACCGAGACUUUGGAAACCAAUCAGACCAUUGAAUUAUUCAAGGAUGAUAAGAGAGUCUUGGAGUGUCUUCAAAAGUCCUUGAGGGUGGCGGACUCAUGUAUCGAUCCGUACUUGUCGCUUAAGCUUUUUAUUGAGAUCUUGAACAAAUGUUUGGUGUUCAAUAUCCAUGGCAAUACCUUGGUGAACGAUAAUUACAUAAAUGGUUUAAUUGAGUUGAUCUACAACAAUAUUGAGAACCUCAACAAUGACUACGACUUGAAGGAUACUGAAGACCAAGAAUACCGAUUAUUCAAAUCUUUGGAAGAAUAUUUUUCCCGUACCUUGCAAUACAUUGAAAUGCAAAAGGAGGAAGAGAGGCUCGAAGAUAUCGUCACCAAAUUAACAGUAUGA
Yamadazyma tenuis ATCC 10573 is the source of this 2550-nucleotide messenger RNA. RefSeq names its product retromer subunit (gene VPS35). Lineage: Eukaryota; Fungi; Ascomycota; Pichiomycetes; Serinales; Debaryomycetaceae. Gene Ontology annotation, cellular component: retromer complex; late endosome; retromer, cargo-selective complex. The record is from RefSeq and is a predicted model, not a curated record. Gene Ontology annotation, biological process: retrograde transport, endosome to Golgi; intracellular protein transport.